AUGCCUGACCUCGAGCUUCCCCUGGUCCACGAGGACGGGGCGCUGUUCCUGGGCACCUACUGCCCCAACUCCCGCCAGACCCUCCGCAUCGCCAUCAACUUGAAGUUGCUCAUCGACAAGGUGAUCCCCGUCGAGUUCGACGAGCACGACGUGCUCAAGCUGGGGCUGGUGAUUUUGACCGACCUGGUGAUUGAAUUGGCCCGCAAAGCUGCUGGCGGUAAAGGCGACGGCGAGGAAGGGACGCUGUCGUAUAAGUACCGGGCGUGUCUUAUCUACUGUCUCCUCCAGGUGACGAGAUGGUACCAGGACUUAGCCGAGACCGAGCUUAGUGACAGUGGUCUCUAUUGCUUAAGAGCGACCGUGGCUCAGACGAUUGCCCUGAGACUUAUCGAACUGGAAAAGAGGGACCAAUACUUGUUCUUGGGGAUGUUAUGCCACCGCUACACCAUUAACCUCAACGAAACCGACCAACCGUCAGUGUCUGCACUUGAACUUGCGGUAGACAUGCACCUGCUUAUUGUCAUCAGUUGUCUGGGCUACCAACGGUGUAUGAAGUGGUUGUGGCGGGGGUGGAUUGUGCAACUGAGCCAGGACCCCCACCUGUACGUGUACUACAAGAAAGUGGCACUGCUGCUGAUCAUGGCCCACUUUGACCCCGACCGGAUUAAGACUCCCCUUUACCAAAACAUGUUGGAGAUCUUUUUCUCAAUGAUUUACUUGGUGUUGUUUACGUUAGUGCUCAAUUUGACGGUGGAAAACCCACACAAUAUUGCCGCCGUCGAGUGGAUUUUCUACUUGUUUACCCUUGGCUUUGUUCUCGACGAAUGGAUCAAGUUCUACCAUGUUGGCUGGAGUUACUUGACGUUCUGGAACGUGUUUUCUGAUUGUACUUAUACCAUUAUCAUUGUGCUGAUCAUAUUCAGGUUUGCUAGUGUUGAAGCUGGUGACGAUCAUGAUGCCAUGGAGAAAUACUAUUUGAUCAGUUACCGGGUGUUAGCCUGUGCCGCUCCAUUCAUGUGGACGAGACUCUUGCUUUUCCUUGAUGCCCAAGCGUUCGUUGGGGCGAUGAUUGUGGUGAUUAAAGCGAUGAUGAAGGAAUCGCUUUUAUUCUUUUUGCUUUUGUUUGUGGUGAUUAUUGGCUUCCUCCAAGGGUUUCUUGGUCUCGAUAUGGCUGAUGGCCGUAGUGACAAGACUAAAGAGAUUUUCAUUUCGUUGCUUAAGGGGGUGAUUGGUGGUGGGUUCGAACUGUUGGAAGGGCUUGCCUACCCUUACGCCCUGGUGCUUCAAUACAUCUAUACCUUCUUGCUUACGGUGAUCUUGAUGAAUAUCCUUAUUGCGUUAUACUCCACGUCGUACUCUAACAUCACCGAGUCCGCCACCGAGGAGUAUUUCGCCCUCGUGUCGCAAAAGACGCUCCGCUACAUUCGUGCUCCUGAUGAAGACCUCUACGUACCUCCACUCAAUCUUGUGGAAGUGGUGAUCUCGCCGUUGCUGUGGUUUGUGUCAAAGUCGAUGUACAAGGCGAUUAAUCGCGUGGUGAUGACGGUGCUCUAUGCUCCCAUGCUUACCUACGUCACUGUUUACGAAUUAAGUAAUGCUCGUCGUAUCCAGUAUAAUCGUUAUAAAGGGUUACCUGACGAUGCUAACGAAAUCAACGUCGAAUGGGACUUAAAGGAUGGGUUUGAAGUGCUGACGUCGCUGAUCUGGGAGGGCAUCCGUGAACGUAAUCUGGAGAUUGCGGCCGCGCUUGCUGACCAACGUGAAGGGGAGAACCAGGAUCCUGAGUUCUCAAUUGAUAUCGAUAAGUUCACUAAAGACGUGGACAAAGUGGCCCAGCCUGUGGAUUUGGCGUCGCAGAAGGGGAUCCCCUGGGAGCUCUACGGGCUCUACGAACGAGUGGACCGCCUCACCGAGUUGGUGGAAAAAGUGUUACACGAAAACGAUCAACUCCGACAACAACUUUCGGGGCAGAAAUCGUCGUCGCCGUCGUCGUCUAGCUAG
Diutina rugosa is the source of this 2001-nucleotide messenger RNA. It is a transcript of the gene YVC1, whose product is annotated as Yvc1p. The transcript has a single exon. Lineage: Eukaryota; Fungi; Ascomycota; Pichiomycetes; Serinales; Debaryomycetaceae. The record is from RefSeq and is a predicted model, not a curated record. The coding region runs from base 1 to 2001 and encodes 666 amino acids.